Trichoderma citrinoviride is the source of this 812-nucleotide messenger RNA. Its product is annotated as thioredoxin-like protein. The transcript is spliced from 3 exons. The annotation marks the transcript as partial. Lineage: Eukaryota; Fungi; Ascomycota; Sordariomycetes; Hypocreales; Hypocreaceae. The record is from RefSeq and is a predicted model, not a curated record. Gene Ontology annotation, cellular component: cytoplasm.
CGCGAAAAUUGCAUCAAGAUGCGCAUGGAUCGCGUAAUGAUCGGAUAUAAAGGGGCUGUGUAUUCAUCUCAUCCUUCCUGAAUGCUAUUGUCGAAGAAGCAGUCAAAGACGCCACGCCCUUUUUCAGCUGCUGGAUCUGGUAGAAAUGACGGCUUCUAUCAAGCUUUAUACCAACCACGGUUGCCCCUGGGCCCACCGAGCCCAUAUCGCCUUGGCCGAGCUCCAGCUACCGUUUGAGGAGGAAAUCAUCGAUCUGAGCGUUCCCCGUACCGCGGAUUACCUGGCUGUCAAUCCCCGCGGCCUUGUCCCGAGCCUUUCACACAAUGGCCACGUCAUUACAGAAUCCGCCAUUGUUGUCCAGUUCUUGGUUGAUGCAUACCCCUCUCACUUGAUUCCAAACGGAGGCACGCCUGAGAAGGCUCUUGCUCGUGCCAGGAUCAGCUUCUUCGUCGACACUUACUUCAGCAAGGCACAUCCCCACUAUAACAAGGCGCUUUUUGCCAGGUCCGAAGAAGAAGCCGAGGAGGCUGCAGCUGAGUUUAGGAAGCAGCUUGAGUCGGAGGUUGAACCACUGUUGGUUGAUGCGGGCCCUUACUUUGCAGGGAAUACAAAGUUGACGUUGGCCGAGGUGCUGACGGGUUCUUUCAUCCUGCGAUUGUUGGCUCUGCCGAAGAACGGUGUUGGACCACAAAGUCUGAUCAAGGAUCUGCCUGCCAAGACUCCCAACUUCUAUAAAUGGGCGACAGCGGUGGUUGAGCAUCCUAGCGUGAAUGGGAUAUGGAACGAGCAACACGUUGUGGCCAGAACAAAGG